GCAGGUGCUGGGAGAACUACAUCCGCCGGAAAACCGCUGGGGUCCUGACAGCGCGGAAAAAAAGCGUUUGCUAAAUAAUCCGAGCAUCAUGUCUGGAAGAGAAGGAGGUAAAAAGAAACCGCUCAAGGCUCCCAAGAAGCAAGCUAAAGAAAUGGACGAUGAUGAAAUGGCUUACAAACAGAAACAGAAGGAUGAGCAGAAAGCUUUGGAACAGUUGAAAGCUAAAGCUUCUGGAAAAGGACCUUUAGCCUCGGGUGGAAUCAAGAAGUCUGGGAAGAAAUGAAUUCGUGUUUUUAUUUUAUAUUUGCUUGCCAUGUUUGGGAACACACUGUCUGAUUAAAGUUUGUGUAAACAUCAUUUGGGUCCACAAAAUGGCAAAUCAUUUUCUUUCUUAGUUUAUUACUCUUGUAAAGACAAAGUUCAGGAAUAAAGUUUGUAAUGUGUGUAAA
This is a messenger RNA of Triplophysa rosa, 449 nucleotides long. RefSeq names its product translation machinery associated 7 homolog (gene tma7). The transcript has 4 exons. The record is from RefSeq and is a predicted model, not a curated record. NCBI's taxonomy places the organism in Eukaryota, Metazoa, Chordata, Actinopteri, Cypriniformes, Nemacheilidae. The coding region runs from base 89 to 283 and encodes 64 amino acids.